Lodderomyces theae is the source of this 1215-nucleotide messenger RNA. RefSeq lists its product as uncharacterized. Bases 1 to 1215 code for a protein of 404 amino acids. Gene Ontology annotation, biological process: carbohydrate metabolic process. The transcript has a single exon. The record is from RefSeq and is a predicted model, not a curated record. Lineage: Eukaryota; Fungi; Ascomycota; Pichiomycetes; Serinales; Debaryomycetaceae.
AUGUCAGCAUUUCCUAAACUUGAAAACCCAAAUUUGGAAGGGUACCAAAUCACCAGAGCCAUGUGGUUGGAAUACUACAAUUCACACGAAAAGACAUUUGUGGCUAAAAAGAAAUGCAGCGGCUGCUACAAUGACUCCAAGUUUGUUGUAUGGGCCAUUUCUGUAGGUGUGCAAGCUGUGGUUGAUGCUGCUAGGAUCUACCCUGAUGAGUUUAAGCCUUUGAUCGGACCAGCAGUUGCCAUGUUUCAAAAAUACAAAAACAACAAUCUUAAAGGAUAUUCGGCAGCAGAGGGCGGCGAUAAUGAUAUCUACUAUGAUGAUGAUGCACAAGUUGCUAGUGCUAUUAUCACUGCAUAUGAGGUGACUGGUGACAAGCACUAUUUGGACCAAGGAAGAGAGUUGGUUAGAUUCUUGAUGGGAGGCUGGAAUGAUAAUCCAAAAGCAGUGACAAAAGGUGGAAUGCAUUGGCAUGUAUCCAAAUCGUUAUUGAACUCCUGCACUACUGCUGAAGUGGCUAAGGCAUGCUUGCAGAUCUCAAAGUUUGUGCCACAAGAAAGUAAAGUGUAUGUUGACUUUGCAGCAAAGUGUAUUGAUUGGCAGGUCAAAGUCUUGCAAGAUCCUCUGGAUAAAUUGAUCAGAGAUGGUGUUGGUGAGGAUAGCGACAAGGUGGAUGAUGUGAAAUGGAGUUACAAUACUGGUACUACCUUGUCAGCAGCUGCAGAAUUGUAUCACAUCACUAAGGACAAAAAGUGGUUGCAAAUCGCCACGGACUUGGCGAGAGCAGCUAUCAAUCACAACUCGUUCUUUUAUGACCGUGAUUUUCCCAAUGACAAGAGAUACUGGCGUGACUCAUCCUAUUUUGUACAAUUGUUAAUUGAAGGUCUUGCCGAUUACUUGUUGUACGUUGAUCCAAAAGAUGUUCCCGAAGGAUUGGCACAACAAAUACACGAUGAGGUCAAGAGACAUUUAAUUAUAUUCUACGAAUUCAUCAAAGAUCCUAAAGAUGGAAUGUAUUUGCAAAGCUUUGAACCUCACAAUACCUAUAAAGAGGUAUACGACGCUAAAUACCACCACUGGUUUGGAGACGGAAAAGGUUGGGGAUUGAAAGGUGAAGAUAAAGAUGAUCAAGGAAAUCCACAAAAGUGUCUCAUGGGCUAUGGAUCUGCUGCCAGGAUAUUCUUCCAAGGUGCUAGAAUUGUCCCAAAAAUAGAAUAG